Molecule: messenger RNA, 1445 nt
Organism: Hevea brasiliensis (rubber tree)
Lineage: Eukaryota; Viridiplantae; Streptophyta; Magnoliopsida; Malpighiales; Euphorbiaceae
Product: protein TRIGALACTOSYLDIACYLGLYCEROL 1, chloroplastic
Exons: 3
Coding region: 270-1322 (350 amino acids)
Biological process (GO): phospholipid transport
Cellular component (GO): ATP-binding cassette (ABC) transporter complex
Source: RefSeq, a predicted model, not a curated record
AAAAAAAAAAAAAAAAACACAAGGAAAAUUAGAAUCAGGAGCCAACCCAUGAGCUAUGGUAAAAUGAGAGGACAAAGAAAUAUGUUGUAGCUUCUGGGCAUCUAAACCGAAAGAAGGAAAUUUAGGGAAACUUACUUCAUGUGAAUAUGAUUGCUUCAACUGGAAAUUUCUAUGGCAGAGGUUACAGACUGUCCUGGGUUGUUUUGCAUCCUUAGUUUGUACAAACAUCUGAAAUUGGAUUAAUUUCAGAAAGUUGAAGACAACCAAACAUGCAAACAGCUUCACAUCUUCAUCCAAUUUUUUACAUUUCCAACAGAAGAAGCCAUGUCAAGCCAAAUGGAUGGAUGGACAUUAAAACUUUGAAUUCCAGUCAACUUUGCUUCAGUGUAGGAGCUCAUACUCAUAAAUUUCUUUCACCUAAGCGACAAACCAAAUUGUUUGUGGCUCCCAACACAAAUGAUGGUCACCCUUCUGUCUCUCUGCUAGAUGAAGAAACAAAUACUAACCACGCACCUAGUUCUGAAAAAGAGACUUUCUUGAGCAAAUGGUCACCGCCUGGGUACCUUUGGAGGGGAUUAUCUGUUCUUGUCUUGGCAGGGCAGGUGGUUGUUAGGACUUUAAAGGGAAAAAUUCACUGGAGAAAUACUCUUCAACAGCUGGAGAGAGUUGGACCUAGAUCAGUUGGAGUCUGUCUCUUGACCUCUGCAUUUGUGGGCAUGGCUUUUACCAUUCAAUUUGUUAGAGAAUUCACUAGACUGGGAUUGCAAAGAUCAGUUGGUGGUGUCCUAGCACUAGCCUUUUCAAGGGAGUUGAGUCCUGUGGUCACAUCAAUCGUGGUUGCUGGGCGGAUCGGGAGUGCCUUUGCAGCAGAGUUGGGAACAAUGCAGGUUUCUGAGCAAACAGACACAUUGAGAGUUCUUGGAACAAACCCUGUUGAUUAUUUGGUGACGCCAAGAGUGAUUGCUUCUUGUUUUGCUCUACCGUUUUUGACUUUGAUGUGUUUCACAGUGGGCAUGGCAUCCAGUGCUUUACUAGCUGAUGGCGUCUUUGGCAUAAGCAUUAAUAUUAUAUUGGAUUCAGCUAGGAGAAUACUUAGAUCAUGGGAUCUAAUCAGCGCAAUGAUCAAGUCACAGGUUUUUGGUGCGAUCAUAUCAAUUGUAAGUUGUGCUUGGGGAGUUACUACUUCGGGAGGUGCCAAAGGUGUUGGGGAGUCAACAACUUCGGCUGUGGUUAUCUCACUUGUUGGUAUCUUUAUUGCUGAUUUUGCGCUAUCAUAUUGUUUCUUCCAGGGAGUUGGUGAUUCUCUGAAGAAUGCUAUGUGAUCAAUUGCGCUUCUUUGUCAGUUCAUGAUAUAUGACAGAAGUUUUUCUUUUUUGUUGCUUGUGUAUUUUAAUCAGAAUUGAAUCAUAAUUCACAUUUGGCCAAUCAGAAUCAGUAUUUUUAAA